Molecule: messenger RNA, 789 nt
Organism: Gasterosteus aculeatus aculeatus (three-spined stickleback)
Lineage: Eukaryota; Metazoa; Chordata; Actinopteri; Perciformes; Gasterosteidae
Source: RefSeq, a predicted model, not a curated record
AUGUACACGUCGGCCGCCGGUUCCGACCUCUGCACCCCCCGCCGACUCCAGCAGCCCACCAGGCUUCCGCCUCAGGUCCCCUCCCCCGCCGCUACCCGGCUCUCAAUCCCCCACCGACGACCGUCCAGAAUGCCGCCGCAUGCGCCCUACGCGUGCCAGCCACGCUGCGAGCGCGCUCUCGCGCUCGACGAGCUGACGCGUCACGUGCGCGUGCACACGGGCCAGAGGCCGUUUCAGUGCCGCAUCUGCAUGCGCAGCUUCAGCCGCAGCGACCACCUGACCACGCACAUCCGCACGCACACCGGGGAGAAGCCCUUCGCCUGCAGCGAGUGCUGCCGCAAGUUCGCCCGCAGUGACGAGCGCAAGCGGCACGCUAAGAUCCACCAGAAGCAACGGGAGGGCCGGAGCUCCGCCCCCUCUGUCAGCGGGCCCCGCCCCUACUCCUCGCCCUGCUCCUCCUAUUCCUCCCCCUCCCUCUCCUUCACCUCCUCCUGCUCCUCUCCAGUGGGGAGUCUUCAGUCCAACGUUCACCGUGACCUUUGACCUGGAACUGGAACUCUGCCCUUGUGUGAACAGACAAGGUCAAAGGUCAAACACAUGAACGUAAAACACAGAGGAGAAGAGACUCUUACGAAUGUGCAGAGUACUUUUAUAAGUGUACAUAAUGUCUACAUGUAGUAUAAAGUACAUGAACGUGUACCUACUGAGUAGGUUAGGGGAUCUUUUUCAUGUUUUUAUACUCAAUGUAUUUUUACAUCAACGAGUCAUGAGAAUAAAAUGUCAACGCUG